Messenger RNA from Saimiri boliviensis boliviensis (Bolivian squirrel monkey), 1556 nucleotides. RefSeq names its product peptidylprolyl isomerase like 6 (gene PPIL6). The record is from RefSeq and is a predicted model, not a curated record. Gene Ontology annotation, molecular function: peptidyl-prolyl cis-trans isomerase activity. Gene Ontology annotation, cellular component: cytoplasm. Lineage: Eukaryota; Metazoa; Chordata; Mammalia; Primates; Cebidae. Gene Ontology annotation, biological process: protein peptidyl-prolyl isomerization.
CAGCAGUUGAGGUUGAAGAUCCGCAGUCGCAGGGAGAAGUUGGGCUUCAUGGCGGGAUCGCUGCAGGGGUACUAGGCGGCUCGAGCUCCCCGGCGACGACCGCCGGCUCCUCCUCCCCGGGCAGUUCCUUCCUCGCCGGCGGCGCGCACACGUGGGCACCAAGCCUGCGCGGCUUAGGCCCCCGCGUUCCCCAGGCAACCGGCCUGCUCGUCCCGAUCCGGCCGGCCGCCAACCCGGAAAGGCGAUCCGCUGCUGAAAUCCGGGCGCCCAGGCUCGGCGAGGGCCGCGCGCGAGGACCCUGGGUGUCCCGAGAGCGCCCCCGGGCUGACGGCUGCCGGUUCCUUUUCCGCCGAGCUCGUCCCCGGCCGCAGCAGCCCGCGCGCCGGCCGCUCAGCAGCAGGCGCAAAGUUCAGGAAAGGCCCGGCCGCCCCGGGUCCCGCCCCGUGCGAGCGGCGGGGGCGGGGCCGCGCGGUUGCCUGAACGACGCAGUGUUUGUGCUCCUGGGGCGUCCCCGCGCUCGACCAUGGGAAGUCCGCAGCCCUGCCGGCCCCAGCGAGCCCGGUGCGGCUCGCCCCCGCUACCCGAGCGGCCGCUGCAGGUGAAGGUGGUGGGGCUCUUCAGCUGCCCCAACUUUCAGAUUGCGAAGAGCGCUGCUGAGAAUCUGAAGAAUAAUCAUCCAUCCAAAUUUGAAGAUCCUAUAUUAGUUCCUCUUCAAGAAUUUGCAUGGCAUCAAUAUCUACAGGAGAAAAAAAGGGAACUGAAAAAUGAAACCUGGGAAUAUUCUUCCUCCGUGAUGUCUUUUGUUAAUGGUCAGCUCCUGGGUGAUGCAUUGGAUCUGCAGAAAUGGGCCCAUGAGGUGUGGGAUAUAGUUGAUGUUAAACCCUCUGCACUUUAUGACGCACUUGCUGAGGAUUUUUCCACUAAAUUCUUAAGAGACACCAAGCACAAUUUUGUGUUUUUGGACAUUUGUAUUGAUUCUUCUCCAAUUGGAAGAUUGAUUUUUGAGCUAUACUGUGAUGUGUGUCCCAAAACAUGUAAAAAUUUUCAGGUCUUGUGCACAGGAAAAGCAGGGUUUUCUCAAAGUGGCAUAAGGCUACAUUACAAAGAUUCCAUUUUUCAUCGAAUAGUACCAAAUGGCUGGAUACAAGGAGGGGAUAUAGUGUCUGGAAAAGGUGAUAACGGAGAGUCGAUUUAUGGACCAACAUUUGAAGAUGAAAACUUUUCAGUUCCUCAUAAUAAAAGAGGAGUUCUUGGAAUGGCCAACAAAGGCCGCCACAGCAAUGGGUCACAAUUCUAUAUCACACUGCAAGCAACUCCUUAUCUAGACAGAAAAUUUGUGGCUUUUGGGCAAUUGAUUGAAGGAACAGAAGUGCUUAAACAACUAGAAUUAGUUCCCACAGAGAAUGAAAGACCAAUACCUAUGUGUAGAAUUAUUGACAGUGGAGAUCCUUAUGCUUGAUUUUCAUAUCAGUAUUUUCUGUGAUAAUGUAUUACUUUGCAUCUGAUCAGCUCUUUGUAGAUUUAAUUAAAUAGUACUUGAUAAAUAUAAUAUGAAA